AUGAAGUCGGUCAUGUUCAGCAGGGCCAGCGCCCAGGGCCUGCGGUGCGCCGGCAGCCGCGCGCCCGCCCAGCGCAUGAGCAUGGGCACCCUCGCCACCUGGAGGACCCCCAAGGUGGCCAACGAGCCCAACCACCACUACGCCAAGGGCAGCGCCCAGCGCCAGGGCCUCACGGCCGCCAUCGAGCAGCUCCAGCAGAAGCUGCCCCUCGAGGUUCCCGUCGUCGUCGGCGGCAAGGAGAUCAAGACGUCGUCGCUCUCCCACCAGCUCAACCCGUCGGACCACGCGACCAAGGUGGCCAACUACCACACGGCCACGCCCGCCGACGUGUCCAAGGCCAUCGAUGCCGCCCUCGCCGCCAAGCCCGCCUGGGAGGCGCUCCCCUUCGCCGACCGCGCCGCCGUCUUCCUCAAGGCCGCCGACCUGGUCGCUGGCAAGUACCGCUACGAGAUCAUGGCCACCACGGUGCUCGGCCAGGGCAAGAACGCCUGGCAGGCCGAGAUCGACGCCGCCGCCGAGCUCGCCGACUUCUUCCGCUUCAACGUCCACUACGCCCAGGAGCUGCUCAACCAGCAGCCCGAGCACAACGCCGCCGGCGUCUGGAACCGCCUCGAGUACCGCCCGCUUGAGGGCUUCGUCUACGCCGUCAGCCCCUUCAACUUCACCGCCAUCGCCGGCAACCUCCCCGGCGCCCCCGCCCUCAUGGGCAACGUCGUCGUCUGGAAGCCCAGCGACUUCGCCAUCGCCUCCAACUACCUCGUCUACAAGAUCCUGGUCGAGGCCGGCCUGCCCAAGGACGUUAUCCAGUUCGUCCCCGGCAACCCCGAGGAGAUCACAAAGGUCGCUCUCGGCCACAAGGAGUUCGCCGCGCUGCACUACACCGGCAGCACGGCCGUCUUCCGCAAGCUGUACGGUGCCAUCGGCCAGGGUGUCGCUGAGGGCCGCUACAAGUCGUACCCGCGCAUCGUCGGCGAGACUGGCGGCAAGAACUUCCACCUGAUCCACAAGUCGGCCGACGUGGACAAUGCCGCCAUCCACACCGUUCGCGGCGCUUUCGAGUUCCAGGGCCAGAAGUGCAGCGCCACCUCGCGCGUCUACGUCCCCAAGUCGAUCUGGCCCGCGUACAAGGACAAGCUCGUCGCCGAGACCAAGAAGCUCACCGUCGGCCAGCCCUGGGACCACUCCAACUUCAUGGGCCCCGUCAUCCACGCCGCCUCCUUCAAGAAGCUGUCGGGCGCCAUCGACGAGGCCAACGCCGAUAAGGAGAUGGAGCUGCUGACGGGCGGCGCCUACGACUCUUCCAAGGGCUACUUUGUGCAGCCCACCAUCUACCAGACCUCCAACCCCGCCCACAAGUUCCUGUCGACCGAGUUCUUCGGCCCCAUCCUGACCGUCUACGUCUACGACGACGCCGCCCCGGACAGCUUCGCCAAGGCGUGCGAGCUGGUCGACGGCACCUCCGACUACGGCCUGACGGGAUCCAUCUUCGCCGCGGACCGCGAGGCCGUGCGGUUCGCCGAGGAGAAGCUGCGCAACGCCGCCGGCAACUUCUACAUCAACUGCAAGAGCACCGGCGCCGUCGUGGGCCAGCAGGCCUUUGGCGGCUCGCGCGCCAGCGGCACCGACGACAAGGCCGGCAGCCCCAACCUGCUGACGCGCUUCGUCAACAUGCGCGCCAUCAAGGAGGAGUUUAACGCGACCACCAAGGUCGAGUACCCGAGCAACGAGGUUUAA
Molecule: messenger RNA, 1734 nt
Organism: Purpureocillium lilacinum
Lineage: Eukaryota; Fungi; Ascomycota; Sordariomycetes; Hypocreales; Ophiocordycipitaceae
Product: 1-pyrroline-5-carboxylate dehydrogenase
Cellular component (GO): mitochondrial matrix
Molecular function (GO): L-glutamate gamma-semialdehyde dehydrogenase (NAD+) activity
Source: RefSeq, a predicted model, not a curated record